GUAACCCAUGUACCCGUUUCAGAAGAUACUCUUCCUUCAAUCGAAAUUGGUGGCAUGAUAGGAUUGGAGCGAGUUCUUGGGGCGAUACUAGAAACAGGGCCACGUCGGCUACGGAUUCUAUGCGCGGAAGUUUACAACCGGGAUCCAGUCGAAGAUCCGCAUGCAGAGUCGACGAAAAUACGCCCGACAAGCUUGCCAACAAUCAGCCCUGCCACACAAUACGAAGGGAGACUUAAAAUUGUGCAAGUCCCAGAUCUGUUCAGCAAUAGGAAGCUAGUGAUCGGCGUAAGAGGAUAUAACUAUCUGGUUACUUCUAGUCUCUGUGGUAGGGAGGCACUUGUCGGGCCCAAACGCUGCGCAGAUUUUCCAGUUAAUCACACAACGAAGAUGAACGUUAAGAGACAACUACAGGAUGCGUACAUGCUCCAAGGUGAUGUACUUGGUCUAGCCCAAAUAAGAAGUGGAUUUGGGCAUUUAACCACCUAUUCAUCCCGUCGCGGGGCGUUGCAAGGCUUCGGAGCACCCUCUUUGAUGCCCGUGUCUAUCUUCACGUUGUCACAGAGAGGUGUCCCAAACUGCAAUGUAUUUAGACAGCUCGCAAUUCGAGCGAGAGAAAGGAAUAAGGCCAAAAUCGUUCUCCAUAUUAGAGACGUAGACGUGCCAGAGGAUAGCGACAACACCAAAUCUGCAGAAGUGAUACGAAGUCUCAGGGGACUCUUCACCAAUGGCCAUCGGAUAACCAUUUCUGGAAACAAAGACGCUGAAGACCUUCUUAUGAAAUUGGCUCAGAUUUUCUCUCCCAUGAUUUCAGACAAAAAUCGUUUAGUGGCAGCAAGUAUAGUUUCGGAAAUAAACGGAUCGUAG
Messenger RNA from Lobosporangium transversale, 864 nucleotides. RefSeq lists its product as hypothetical. The transcript has a single exon. NCBI's taxonomy places the organism in Eukaryota, Fungi, Mortierellomycota, Mortierellomycetes, Mortierellales, Mortierellaceae. The annotation marks the transcript as partial. The record is from RefSeq and is a predicted model, not a curated record.